AUGGGGAGUUGGUUUGAUCAUGUCAUUCCUUGGUUGAAGCAUAAAGAUGCUGAAAACAUUCUGUUUCUAAAGUAUGAGGACAUGAAGAGGGAUCUCCCAGGGGCAGUGAGGAGUAUAUCACAGUUCAUGGGAUAUGAUCUUGAUCAGGCUACAAUAGAGAGUAUUGCUGAACAGAGCUCAUUUGAAAAUAUGAAGGCAAAUCCUCUGGCUAACCCUCAACAUUUUGAGCCUAUGAAAGAUUUGUUUAAAGAGAACCGUGGUCAAUUUCUGCGUAAAGGAACAACUGGUGAAUGGAAAAGUCACUUUAGUGAGGAACAAUUGGCAAGAUUUAAUGCUGAGUAUGCUAAAAGGAUGGCUGGAACUGGUUUGGAAUAUGAGUAG
Messenger RNA from Amphimedon queenslandica, 381 nucleotides. Its product is annotated as sulfotransferase 1C2-like. The transcript is spliced from 2 exons. The record is from RefSeq and is a predicted model, not a curated record. Gene Ontology annotation, molecular function: sulfotransferase activity. The coding region runs from base 1 to 381 and encodes 126 amino acids. NCBI's taxonomy places the organism in Eukaryota, Metazoa, Porifera, Demospongiae, Haplosclerida, Niphatidae.